Molecule: messenger RNA, 1735 nt
Organism: Vitis riparia (riverbank grape)
Lineage: Eukaryota; Viridiplantae; Streptophyta; Magnoliopsida; Vitales; Vitaceae
Product: protein DETOXIFICATION 27-like
Exons: 8
Coding region: 21-1475 (484 amino acids)
Biological process (GO): xenobiotic detoxification by transmembrane export across the plasma membrane
Cellular component (GO): membrane
Molecular function (GO): xenobiotic transmembrane transporter activity; antiporter activity
Source: RefSeq, a predicted model, not a curated record
ACGGUCUAGGCGAGUGAGACAUGGCAGGAGCGAGUGCAGAGGAGGAGCCUCUUUUAGUUCCCUCCUCUCGGGAGGAAGAUAAUCGACUGCAGGCGCAAAGUUUAAUACUAGAGACAUGGUUGGAGUCCAAGAAGAUGUGGAAAAUUGCGGCGCCUUCCAUCUUCAGCCGCCUAGCCAUGUUCUCCAUGACUCUCCUAACUCAAGCAUUCGCCGGCCACCUGGGUGACCUGGAUCUCGCCGCUAUCUCCAUAGCCACCACUGUCAUCAUCUCCAUCAGCUUUGGUUUCUUGCUAGGUAUGGCGAGUGCGUUAGAGACGCUAUGCGGCCAAGCUUAUGGGGCGAAACAGUACCAUAUGUUGGGUAUAUACAUGCAGAGAUCCUGGAUUGUUCUGUUUCUUUGUUCGAUUUUGUUACUACCCAUGUUCGUGUACGCUGCUCCCAUAUUGAAGCUCAUCGGACAGUCCACGGCGGUGGCGGAGCAGACUGGAUUGGUGGCGAUAUGGUUGAUACCACUUCACUUUAGCUUUGUCUUUCAGUUCACAUUGCAGAGGUUCUUGCAGUGCCAGCUCAAGACUGCGGUGAUUGCUUGGGUUUCUGGGUUGGCACUUUUGGUCCACGUGUUUGUUACCUGGCUCUUUGUUUAUAAGCUCAAGGUUGGUCUUGUUGGGACUGCAAUUACUCUUGAUUUCUCGUGGUGGUUGUCGGUUUUGGGGCUCUUUGGUUACAGUGUUUUCGGUUGGUGUCCUCUUUCAUGGACUGGCUUCUCCUCUCAAGCUUUUGUUGGGCUCUGGGAGUUUUUCAGGCUCUCUGUGGCUUCUGGGGUCAUGCUGGGGUUGGAGAACUUUUAUUAUAGAGUAUUGAUCAUAGUAGCUGGGUAUAUGAACAACAGCGAGGCUGCAGUUGCUGCCCUUUCCAUUUGCAUAGCUAUCUGUGGGUGGGAAUCCAUGAUUCCACUUGGUUUUUUUGCUGCAACUGGGGUACGAGUUGCAAAUGAGAUUGGAGCAGGCAAUGCAAAAGGUGCCAGGUUUGCCUCAUUCGUGUCUGUGUUGACCUCUCUAGUGGUGGGACUUUUCUUUUGGUCAAUGAUCUUAGCCUUCCAUGAUAAGCUCGCAAUGAUCUUUACGUCAAGCUCUUCUGUUAUUGCAAUAGUAAAUGAACUAGCAGAAUUAUUGGCAUUCACCAUUCUCCUCAACUGCAUUCAACCAGUUCUCUCAGGAGUUGCAGUUGGGUAUGGAUGGCAAGCAAUUGUGGCAUUUAUAAACAUAGGUAGCUACUAUAUGGUUGGAGUACCUCUUGGGAUUCUCUUGGGAUGGCUGUUUCAUUUUGGUAUCAAGGGUAUCUGGACUGGAAUGCUAAGUGGAACUCUUGUUCAAACUUUGUUAUUGGCAAUCAUGACAGUCAGAUGUGAUUGGGAAAAACAGGCACAGAAAGCUCGCGUUCGCAUGGCUGACUCACCAGCAACUUCCGACCUGUGAUCCUGACACAGAAAAUACCCUAUUUGGAUGCUCAUCUCAUAUGAUGGUUCUUAUUUUACCUCUGAGAUGCUUGGCGUACGUACAAGGGAUUCUUUUUCCUUUUUAUGUCCUUUCUAUAUCUUUAUUAAUUUUAACAAGAAAAUGCACAUUCUUGUUACUGCUGCAAUUUGUGAUUUUUUACGCUCCAAGUGUAACGGCUUGUUCCAACCAUGUAAAUAUUCUUUAUUCUAAGUUAAGUUAUUUUUACGGGUUUUAAAAUA